AUGGCAUCUCUUUCUGUAGAGGAAGAAAACUUUGUUCGAAUGAGUUUACUUCUAACAGGAAUUUCUCCCCGUGCAGCUAGAACUUUCUUUGAUAGUGAAUUUGCUCCAGCUUGUUUAGGUGCAUCAAUAAAGAAAGAGUUUAACAAGUUGUUUGACUUAAAAAAGAAACACAUAAUCAACCAAUCACAGUGGAACUUGCUGUUUCCUGGACUUCCUGAUGUUCCCGAUUCUAAAACAUUCGAUGUGACUUUGAUGCUACUAUUACUAAGGAACUUGACUCCAAUGACCCAUCCUUCUUGUGGAUUUGACCGUCUACCUUCUCCAACAGAAAUCACACCAGCUGCAGAUUUAGCUAGGAUCAAAGACUACAGGAAUUACCUGGCUCAUCUAAAUGAUGGCAAGCUAGACGCAGGGUUCUUCAAUAAUGCUUGGAAUGAUAUAACUUGUGCCAUAGAUAGAUUAGGUGGGCAGCAAAUGAAACAGGAGUGUGAACAUCUGAAAAAUAAACCACUAGAUCAAACCAACCAAGAAAUAAUGAUGGACAUUAAACGGUCUAAUGAUGAAAUCCAGGAACUAAAAGAAUCAUUGGAAAGUUUGAAGAAAUCACAUACUAAGAUGAUAAAAUCUCAUGAAUUACUUCAAGAACGCCAUGCUGAGGUAAAGAAAUCACAUGAUAUAUUACAAGAUGACCAUAGGAAUGAUACAGACGAAAUGGAAAAAAUUAGGAUUUCUCAAAAGGACCUUGUGCCUUGGAAUAUAAGAGAAAUGAUUAAUGAUACACUAAAAGAUUGGAAGGACAAUGAUGAUAACAUGUUUAUAGAUACAAGAGCUGCCCAGUAUGUACUCAAAUGUAUCAAGGAAAACAGUUGUGUAACUAUUACAGCUAGUUCUGGUGUAGGGAAGACAGCUACACUGAGACAUGUGGCUUUACAAAUGGCUAAAGAAGAAUUUGAUGUCAUUCCAGUUACAAACCCAGCUGACAUUGUGAGGUUUUGCAAUCCUAAAAAGAAAACAUUGUUUGUUGUUGAUGAUUUAUGUGGAAACUUUUCACUCCAUCAGAGUGACAUAAAAAGUUGGGAACCAAUCAUGGAGAAUAUAAAAAAAGCUCUUGAUAAAAAACAAACAAAAAUACUUGCAGCAUGUCGGUUACAAGUGUACCAAGAUGGAAAGUUUGAUUGUUUAUCAGUUUUCAAGUCAUGUGUAUGUAACAUGUUAUCAAGGGACAUUUGCUUGUCAAAAACUGAAAAAGAUUCAAUAGCAAAAUUAUAUCUCAAUGAUAAAGCCUCUGAGAUAAUUGACUUUUCUGAUUUAUAUGACUGUUUUCCACUUUUAUGUAAAUUGUACCCCAAUAGUCCUAAACUUGUUAUUACAGAUUUCUUUCAGAAUCCAUUUUUGAUUUAUGAAACAGAGGUUGAUAAGUUUCUAAAGAAAAGCCAUUACGCUAAAUACUGUGCUUUGGCAUUAUGUGUCAUGUUUAACAACAAGUUGAAGAAAGAAAUGUUUACAGAAGAUGUGAAUGCAGAAACUAGAACAAUUAUUGAGAACACGUGCGAGGCAUGCAGAUUAGACAGGGGAACAUCAAGACUGGUACUAAAGGAUGAACUUGAGGCACUCACACAUACAUUUAUAAAGAAAGAACAAAACAUGUACAAGAUAAUACAUGAUAAAAUAUUUGAUUUUCUUUCAAAGAUAUACGGACAACAGAUGAUAGUUUGCUUGAUAAGAAAUGCAGAUUGUGGUUUAAUAAAGGAAAGAUUUUUAUUAGAAAAACAGGACAACAUGAACCAGUUUAUAACUAUUAUACCUCCAGCUUAUCAUCAGAUGUACAUUCAGAGAAUGAUUGAUGACUGGUCAAAGGGAAAAGUUCAGAAUACAUUUAGUAACAUUAAUAUGAAGAUACCUCAGUUCAGACAGAGAUAUCUCAGAUAUUUGAUUACACUAGACAUACCCAUACAGAGGCAACUAGCAAACAUCUGUGAUGAAAACGACGUUAAGGACAAUUUUUAUGAUAAUGUCUAUGAUACUGCUUUAUUAUAUUGUUGUUACAUGGGAUAUUUUUCUUUGGUCAAGUGGUGUUGUAAUCAUAAUGUGAAUGUAAACAGGUGUACAUGUAAUGGUCAGUCUCCCAUUUUGACUUCUUGUGAAUAUGGUCAUACAGAAAUAGUGAAAAUGUUGAUAGACAGAGGAGCAGACUAUAAUAAAGGUGAUAAGCAUGGUCGUUCCCCUGUAAUGAAGGCCUGUGAACAUGGUUAUAUAGAAAUAGUUGAGAUGUUGAUAGACCGAGGAGCAGACUAUGAUAAAGGUGACUGGAGGGAUCACACACCUGUAAUGAAGGCCUGUGAACUUGGUUAUACAGAAUUAGUUGAGAUGUUGUUAGACAGAGGAGCAGACUAUAAUAAAUGUGACUGGAGGGAUCAAACACCUGUAAUGAAGGCCUGUGAACAUGGGUAUACAGAAAUAGUUAAGAUGCUGUUAGACAGAGGAGUAGACUAUAAUAAAUGUGAUAAACAUGUUCGUUCGCCUGUAAUGAAGGCAUGUGAACAUGGUCAUAUAGAAAUAGUAAAACUGUUGGUAAACAAAGGGGCAGACUGUCUUAAAUUCAGUAAUGAUGGUUGUUCACCCGUAAUGAAGGCUUGUGAACAUGGUCAUACGGAAAUAGUGAAAAUGUUGUUAGAAAUAGGAGCAAAUUAUAAUAAAUGUGACAUUUGGGAUCAGUCAUCUGUAAUGAAGGCUUCUGAACAUGGUCAUACAGAAAUAGUAAAGUUGUUGUUAGGCAGAGGAGCGGACUAUAAUAAAUGUGACUGGAGUGGUCAGUCAUCUAUAAUGAAGGCUUCUGAACAUGGUCAUACAGAAAUAGUAAAGAUGUUGUUAGACAGAGGUGCAGACUAUAAUAAAUGUGAUAAAUAUGGUUGUUCACCUGUAAUUAAGGCAUGUGAACAUUGUCAUAUUGAAAUAUUGAAGAUGUUGAUUGACAGAGGAGCAGACUAUAAUAAACGUGACUCAAGUGGUCAGUCACCUGUAAUGAAGGCAUGUGAACAUGGUCAUACAGAAAUAGUAAAGAUGUUGUUAGACAAAAGAGUAAACUAUAAUAAAUGUGAUAAACAUGGUUGUUCACCUGUAAUGAAGGCUUGUGAACGUGGUCAUAUAGAUAUAGUUAAGAUGUUGGUAGACAGAGGGGCAUACUUUAAUAAAUGUGAUGAUAGGGGUCAGUCAUCUGUAAUGAAGGCUUCUGAGCAUGGUCAUACAGAAAUAGUAGAGUUUUUGAUAGACAGAGGGGCAGACUGCCUUAAAUGUAGUAAUGAUGGUUCUUCACCAGUAAUGAAGGCAUGUGAACAUGGUCAUACAAAAACAGUGACAAUGUUGUUAGACAGAGGAGCAAACUAUAUUGAAUGUGAUAAAUAUGGUUGUUCACCUAUAAUUAAGGCGUUUGAACAUGGUCAUACAGAAACCGUGAAAAUGUUGUUAGACAGAGGAGCAAACUAUAAUGAAUGUGAGGAAUUCGGUUAUUCACUUGUAAUGAAGGCUUGUAAACUUGGUCAUACAGAAAUAGUAAAGUUGUUGUUAGACAGAGGAGCAGACUCUAAUAAAUGUGAAUAUUUGGAUCAGUCAGCUUUAAUGAUGGCUUGUGAAUAUGGUCAUACAGAAAUAGUUAAGUUGUUGGUAGACAGAGGAGUAUACUAUGAUGGACCUGCUAUAGAUGGGUUUUCACCUGUAAUGAAGGCUUGUGAACUAGAUAGAAAUACUGGUUCAUGUGAUGAAAGGAGUCAGUCACCUGUAAUGAAGGGGUGCGAACAUGGUCAUACAAAAAUAGUAAAGGUGCUGGUAGACAGAGGCGGUUACUGGAAUGAAUGUGAUGGUGAUGGCAAGACACCUCUAAUGAAGGCAUAUGCACAUGGUCAUACAGAAAUAGUAAAUACUGUUAUGCCUAAGUGUAGGAGUUGA
Messenger RNA from Mytilus trossulus (common blue mussel), 3942 nucleotides. RefSeq lists its product as uncharacterized. Lineage: Eukaryota; Metazoa; Mollusca; Bivalvia; Mytilida; Mytilidae. The record is from RefSeq and is a predicted model, not a curated record. Gene Ontology annotation, molecular function: protein binding. The transcript is spliced from 5 exons. The coding region runs from base 1 to 3942 and encodes 1313 amino acids.